Molecule: messenger RNA, 339 nt
Organism: Penicillium manginii
Lineage: Eukaryota; Fungi; Ascomycota; Eurotiomycetes; Eurotiales; Aspergillaceae
Product: UDP-N-acetylglucosamine transferase subunit alg14
Exons: 2
Coding region: 1-339 (112 amino acids)
Biological process (GO): dolichol-linked oligosaccharide biosynthetic process
Cellular component (GO): UDP-N-acetylglucosamine transferase complex
Source: RefSeq, a predicted model, not a curated record
AUGGCUUCCCCGGUGGAAGUAUUCUGGGAACUUUUUUGGAAGAUCCUCGUCCCAACAGCUGCCUUGGGACUUCUCGCGGUCUCGAUCAUUGUGGCCUCGCUGUUCAUUUCCCAAAAUGCCACGCUCUCCAAAGUCGACCGCCGCGGUGCCCCGAUACACAUCUUGAUCGUCCUGGGCAGCGGGGGCCACACUGCAGAGAUGCUAUAUAUGCUUAACAAAGCAGCCUUUGACCCCAGUGUCUGGACCUACCGAACCUAUGUUACGACAUCUGGCGAUAACUUCAGUGCCAAUAAGGCAGCCGAAUUUGAGGCCAAACUCGGGGGGAGAGCAGCACGAUAG